Myotis lucifugus (little brown bat) is the source of this 2366-nucleotide messenger RNA. RefSeq names its product Rho guanine nucleotide exchange factor 1 (gene ARHGEF1). Gene Ontology annotation, cellular component: cytoplasm. Gene Ontology annotation, molecular function: GTPase activator activity; guanyl-nucleotide exchange factor activity; G protein-coupled receptor binding. The record is from RefSeq and is a predicted model, not a curated record. Lineage: Eukaryota; Metazoa; Chordata; Mammalia; Chiroptera; Vespertilionidae. Gene Ontology annotation, biological process: G protein-coupled receptor signaling pathway.
GAGCCGGCGCGCGGAGGCUUCGGUCCUGGCAGCAGCGGUGGCUUCUCCGACCCCGAGCAGCCCUGCAGAGCCCAUGGAGGCAGACAGCGUCGUGGUCCGAGGGGCGGCCCCAGGGCCCCCCCGGCCUGGCCUGGUGCCCGUCAGCAUCAUUGGGGCCGAGGACGAGGAUUUUGAGAACGAACUGGAGGCGAACCCAGAGGAGCAAAACAGCCAGUUCCAGAGCCUGGAGCAGGUGAAGCGGCGUCCAGCCCACCUGAUGGCCCUCCUGCAGCACGUGGCCCUGCAGUUCGAGCCAGGACCCCUGCUCUGCUGCCUGCACGCGGACCUGCUGGGCUCUCUGGGCCCUAAGGAGGCCAAGAAGGCCUUCCUCGACUUCUACCACAGCUUCCUGGAGAAGACCGCGGUUCUGCGGGUGUCUGUCCCUUCCGCUGUCGCCUUUGAACUUGACCGCACGCGGCCUGACCUCAUCUCCGAGGACAGCCAGCGGCAGUUCGUGCAGGAGGUGGUGCAGAGCCAGCAGGCAGCCAUCAGCCGGCAGCUGGAGGACUUCCGAUCCAAGCGGCUCAUGGGCAUGACACCCUGGGAGCAGGAGCUGACCCAGCUGGAGGCCUGGGUGGGGCGGGAUCGCGCCAGCUUCGAGGCCCGGGAGCGGCUGGUGGCGGAGCGGCUGCUGGCCAACUUGGAGGAGAUGCAACAUACCAUCUCUACCGAUGAAGAAAAGAGUGCCGCUGUGGUCAACGCCAUCAGCCUGUACAUGCGCCACCUCGGGGUGCGGACCAAGAGCGGGGACAAGAAGACGGGGAGGAAUUUCUUCCGGAAAAAGGUGAAGGAAAACCGGCGCUCAGAUGAGCCCACCAAGACCAAGAAAGGACUGAGCAGCUUCCUGGACGCUGCCCGAUGGAACCGGGGAGAGCCCCAGGCCCCAGAUUUUCGACACCUCAAAACGGAGGCUGAUGCUGAGAAGCCAGGCCUCACAGAACGGAAGGGAGGCCUGGGGGUGCCCUCCCGGGACCGGAAUGUUGGGGUCCCUGGGCAGGACUCCCCUGGAGUUUCACUGCAACCUGUAUCCGGGGACAGUCCUGACCGGGAACCAGGUGAGGCCUCCCCGGAGUUGGGGGACCCGCCCCCGCAGGGCCCCGCCAGCCUGGAGCCCCCAGCGCCCCUGGAGAGCACCGAGGAGGGUCCUGAUACAGAGAGCCCUGAGCCCGGAGAUGAGGGGGAGCCGGGACGGUCAGGACUGGAGCUGGAACCAGAAGAACCCCCCGGCUGGCGGGAGCUCGUACCCCCCGGCACCCUGCACAGCCUGCCCAAGGGCCAGGUGAAGCGGCAGGAGGUCAUUAGCGAGCUGCUGGUGACGGAGGCGGCCCACGUGCGUAUGCUGCGGGUGCUGCACGACCUCUUCUACCAGCCCAUGGCCGACGGGGGCUUCUUCCCCCUGGAGGAGCUACAGAACAUCUUCCCCAGCCUGGACGAGCUCAUCGAGGUGCAUUCUCUGUUCCUUGAUCGCCUGAUGAAGCGGAGGCAGGAGAGCGGCUACCUCAUUGAGGAGAUUGGAGAUGUGCUGCUGGCCCGGUUCGAUGGUGCCGAGGGCUCCUGGUUCCAGAAAAUCUCCUCCCGCUUCUGCAGCCGCCAGUCGUUUGCCUUAAAGCAGCUUAAAGCCAAGCAGCGCAAGGAGCCUCGUUUCUGUGCCUUCGUGCAGGAGGCCGAGAGCCGCCCGCGGUGCCGCCGCCUGCAGCUGAAGGACAUGAUCCCCACGGAGAUGCAGCGGCUGACCAAGUACCCCCUGCUCCUGCAAAGCAUCGCGCAGAACACAGAGGAGCCUGCGGAACGGGAGAAGGUGGAGCUGGCGGCCGAGUGCUGCCGAGAGAUUCUGCACCACGUCAACCAGGCCGUGCGGGACAUGGAGGACCUACUGCGGCUCAAGGACUAUCAGAGGCGCCUGGACUUGUCCCACCUGCGGCAGAGCAGUGACCCCAUGCUGAGCGAGUUCAAGAACCUGGACAUCACCAAGAAGAAGCUGGUGCACGAGGGCCCACUGACAUGGCGGGUGACAAAGGACAAGGCUGUGGAGGUCCACGUGCUGCUGCUGGACGACCUGCUGCUGCUGCUCCAGCGCCAGGACGAGCGGCUGCUGCUCAAGUCGCACAGCCGGACGCUGACCCCCACACCCGACGGCAAGACCAUGCUGCGUCCGGUGCUGCGGCUCACCUCCGCCAUGACCCGGGAGGUGGCCACCGAUCACAAAGCCUUCUACGUCAUUUUCACCUGGGACCAAGAGGCCCAGAUCUAUGAGCUGGUGGCGCAGACCGUGUCAGAGCGGAAGAACUGGUGUGCCCUUAUCACUGAGACCGCCGGGAUCCCUGAAG